Molecule: messenger RNA, 281 nt
Organism: Racocetra persica
Lineage: Eukaryota; Fungi; Glomeromycota; Glomeromycetes; Diversisporales; Gigasporaceae
Source: the annotation of a GenBank genome assembly
AUGAAUAAUAAGCUAUUCUGGUCUCACAAAGAGUGCAAGCCAGACAAAGAUGAAUUUGGUAUUAUCAGUAUUCAAGUAGCUGCUAAAAUACCAGUUCAAAAAGUUGAUGGUGAAAUUGUUUUUAAUUUUAUAGAAUUGUUAUUAAAUUUAAAAAAUAUUCUGAUCAUUAAUUUAUCCUUACUAUUCUAUGCACAAGAAACUGAAUCGCAUAAGAAUAGUAAAAGUAGUUCUAUAUUGCCUUCUCCACAUAGAGAAAGCAAAAACGAACAAAAACUAGAAAA